UUGCAAUUCUAUCUUCAGUGAGGCGAGAACUUUGGAAGUACCAUCAUGUUGAAUUUAGUGGUGUUUCUCGUGCUGUGCCUAAACUACAUCGAACAACCAUUAGCUGAAGAGCUUGAUGGUUGUGCAAUAUGUGGAGAUUAUAAAUGUCCUGAAAAUCCAGAAAGAUGUUUAUUGGGUGUUGUAAACGAUGUUUGUGGCUGCUGUCCCGAUGGAGUCUGUGCAAAAAUGAGUGGUGAAGCCUGUUGGAAUUCGAGUAUUUCUCAGUUAUCAUUUGAAAGGCGUAAUGAAGGCCUUUGCGCUGAGAAUUAUUCGUGUCAAUUGCGUUUAGAUCUUCAAGCCGAGGAUGUUCCAGAAGCGAUUUGCGUUUGUAAAGAUCGAUCACCAGCGUGUGGCAGUAAUAAUGAGACAUAUGAGACUCCCUGUGCUUUAAAUGAAGAAAUAAUGAGAUCUAAAAAUUCAAAUUUAAAACUUGAUCAUCUUGGACCUUGUCCAAGUCGGCCUUGGAUUGAUUCUGCGACGAGGAAUAUUUCUGGUGUUUUUGGUACAAGAGUGGUACUCAGCUGUGAAGCUGAAGGAUUUCCGGUGCCUGAGAUUUUUUGGGAAUUUCACUCAGAGGAUGGGCUCACAGUUUUAAAAUUGCCCAAUGAUGAUCACGAUGGAGUCGUAAAAACAAAAGAUGGUCCAGAACCAAGAAUGCGAACAUCUUGGAUGCAAUUGUCACAUUUAAAUAAAACUCACAUUGGAACGUAUUAUUGCAUCGCUGCUAAUUCUGUUGGUGAAGCGAGUAUUUCUUCGUUUCUUUCUAUUAUAUAAUAGUCCUUUUUUUUAACGAAAAAUGUUCUUUAUUGAUAUACAUUUAUUUAUAAAUGAUCGACAUAUUAUUAUUUAUUUAUAAAUACCUAUUCGUCUUAUAUAAAAAUUUUGUAUACUUUU
Molecule: messenger RNA, 933 nt
Organism: Leptopilina boulardi
Lineage: Eukaryota; Metazoa; Arthropoda; Insecta; Hymenoptera; Figitidae
Product: insulin-like growth factor-binding protein-related protein 1
Exons: 4
Coding region: 46-813 (255 amino acids)
Biological process (GO): regulation of cell growth; regulation of signal transduction
Cellular component (GO): extracellular region
Molecular function (GO): insulin-like growth factor binding
Source: RefSeq, a predicted model, not a curated record